Messenger RNA from Rotaria sp. Silwood2, 1854 nucleotides. The record is from the annotation of a GenBank genome assembly. Lineage: Eukaryota; Metazoa; Rotifera; Eurotatoria; Philodinida; Philodinidae.
AUGAAUCAAAUCAAACGUCAACUUAGUGUAGAUAAGUCAUAUGAUGAAGAAAUAAUAAAAUUACGAAAUUUUGAUAGAAAACACAAAUCGAUUACUUCUAUUGAAAAUUUGUCCAAUGAACUUUUUAUUGAAUUUUUCGAUUAUCUCGAUGGAUGCGAUAUUUACGAAGCAUUUUCAACACUCAAUAUUCGUUUUCAGCAUCUUUGCUCAUCUGUAAUUUUAAAAAUAAAUCUUUCUUCAUCAUGUCCAACAAUUCUUCAGAAUAAGUGUUGUCAUAUUAUAUUUCGAAAUAAACAUCGAAUUAUGUCACUUUUUUUAUCGAAUAUAUUAGCUGUUAGUACAUUCUUCAAAUUUGGUACCAUUGAUUCAUCAUUUAAUCAUCUCGAAUCACUUGUUCUCAUUGGCACUCAGACAGAUCAUGUCAUGGGACUUCUCAUCAAAUUAACAUUUCUACCUCGUCUAUACUCAUUGACUAUUAUUCUUAAUGAUGAGCCGCCAACUCUAGUCGGACUAUAUGGGAUAGUUUUCAAAUUACCUUUCUUAAAAUAUUAUAAGAUCUCAUCAAAAGUAGAUAAUAAAUUUGUUCCAUUCUUACUUGCUAUUAACAAAGAAUAUAGUUGUAUUACACAUUUGGUGAUUGAUCAUUUAUGUACUUUGAAUCAACUCAUUGUCAUACUAUCGUAUACACCUCAACUUCGUCGUCUUAGUUGUGAAAAGUUGUCCGAAUCGUAUCCAAACACUACAAGAAUAGUACCAAUAAAACUUUCCUAUGUAAAACAAAUUCUUCUUUUUCGAUGUGAAUUAGAGUUUGAAAAUUUUGAGAUGUUUAUUACAUGUAUAUCUUCUCAAGUUCAAGAAUUAUGGAUUACUACAUCAAACAAUCCAGCCUAUCUUAAUGCUGAUCGAUGGGAAAUAUUGAUUUCACAGCAUAUACCCUAUUUACGAAAAUUCUUCUUUCUAUAUCAUGAGCCCAUCCAUGGUGUUUUUCAAUUGCAAUCACACCAUAAGUUGAUUCGUCGAUUUACUUCAUUAUUUUGGAUCGAACGACGAUGGUGUUUUGAGCUUAACAUUGAAAAUUGGAGUGAUGAUUUCAGACAUAUUACUUUUGUUAUUUAUCCAUUAACAUAUGAAAAAAAAUGGUACGAGUUUCAUUAUCAUACACAAAAUGAUACAUCUCUUGAUACAUAUACUAAUUGUAAAACAACACAACAACUCAUUAUUCCUCAUCAACAAAAAACGAUUAAUUCUUCAAUUAAUCUUUCUCAAGAUACUCGACUUAUUCUCGUAAUUUUUACUGGCGAGAGUUUCAACCAAGCUGAAAAGACUCAAUUAUUCAUUGAUCAGAUAAGAAAUAGUUUUACUAUGAUUGAUAUUAUUCAUUUGGAAGUUAGCUUUGAAGAAAUAUUUGUUGGUACAUUAAUUAAAUUUAUUCAAUUAUUUCCUAAUCUGAAUUCAUUGCAAAUUGCUUUUUGGUCAUUACUGAAAUUGAAUUGUUUAUAUGUUGAAGAUUCACAAAUUUUUCAUUUAGUCAAACAUAACAACAAAAUUACUAAAGUCAGUCUUCGUAGAAUACGAAAAAUUGAAGAUAUUUAUUUUCUCAUCGAUCUUUUUCCUCAAAUGCAAUAUCUUGAGAUCGAUUGUACAAAGUAUAUCGAUCCAAAAUUGUUUUUACGAUCUAUUUUACCGAUUAAUACUAAAUGCAUUGGUCAUCUCUCUUCAUUGUGUCUUUACGUUCAGAAAGUAAAUGAUGAAUUGAUUCAGAAAUUACAAAAAAUGAUUGAUCUAGAGAAACUACUCAGUGAUUAUACCAUUAAAUGUAUCAACAAACAAAGUAUCUAUUUACAAUGGAAAUGA